Messenger RNA from Macadamia integrifolia, 1249 nucleotides. Its product is annotated as ABC transporter C family member 3-like. NCBI's taxonomy places the organism in Eukaryota, Viridiplantae, Streptophyta, Magnoliopsida, Proteales, Proteaceae. Gene Ontology annotation, biological process: transmembrane transport. The annotation marks the transcript as partial. The transcript is spliced from 6 exons. Gene Ontology annotation, cellular component: plant-type vacuole; vacuolar membrane. Gene Ontology annotation, molecular function: ATP binding; ATP hydrolysis activity; ABC-type transporter activity. The record is from RefSeq and is a predicted model, not a curated record.
CAAUACUAUAUAUCUGUAGCACGGGAACUAUCACGAUUGACUGGAGUAUGUCAAGCUCCAAUUACACAACAUUUUACUGAAUCUAGUUUAGGUUCAACCACAAUCAGGUGUUUUGAUCAAGAAGAAAGGUUUAUGGAUACAAAUCUUAAGCUUGUAGAUGGGUAUUUCCGGCCCAAGUUUCAUUUCUCUGGUGCAAUGGAAUGGUUAUGUUUCCGCAUGGAUAUGUUGGCAUCGAUCACAUAUGCCGUCUUUUUGGUUUUCUUGAUCUCAAUGCCGAAGGGAGUAUUCAGUCCUGGUGUUGUGGGUUUAGCAGUCACAUAUGGGCUUCGUUUCAGUAUGCACGAGGUCAUAUGGGAUCUUUGCAGUCUUGAGAAUAAUAUCGUAUCUAUUGAGAGGAUACUACAAUACGCCUGCAUCCCCAGUGAACCCCCUUUGUUGGUAGAAGAAAAUAAGCCAAGUCAUGAAUGGCCAUCACAAGGAAAAAUUGAUAUUGUUGAUCUGCAAGUCAGGUAUGCCCCACAUCUUCCUUUUGUCUUGAGAGGUCUCACAUGCACUUUUCCUGAAGGGAUUAAGAUUGGUAUUGUUGGAAGAACGGGAAGUGGUAAAUCAACUCUUGUGCAAUCUCUUUUCCACAUGCUUGAACCAACAGCUGGUCAAAUUCACAUAGAUGGUAUCAAUAUUUUCAAGAUUGGCCUUCAUGACUUACGAUCAAGACUGAGCAUCAUCCCACAAGACCCGACAAUGUUUGAGGGGACUCUAAGAAGCAAUCUUGACCCGCUUGAAGUUUACACUGAUGAACAAAUUUGGGAGGCUUUAGAUAAAUGCCAAUUUGGUGAUGAAAUUAGAAAGAAGGAAGGGAAGCUGGAUUCUUCAGUAACUGAGAAUGGAGAGAAUUGGAGCAUGGGUCAAAGGCAGUUAAUCUGUUUAGUACGGGUAUUACUCAAGAGGAGCAAAGUGUUAAUACUUGAUGAAGCUACUGCAUCAAUGGAUACUGCGACCGACUAUCUUAUUCAGCAAACCCUUAGGCAACACUUUUCAGGGUCUACUGUCAUCAUAAUUGCACAUAGGAUAACAUCAAUUCUUGAUAUCGAUAUGGUCCUCCUCCUCGAUAAUGGUCUUAUAUUGGAGUAUGAUUCCCCAGCCAAAUUGCUAGAGAACAAGUCCUCGUCAUUUGCAAAGCUUGUUAAGGAGUAUACUCGAAGAUGUAGCUCUAGUUUUUGAAAGGCUGAAUAAGUUUUGAAUGGUCAAA